Messenger RNA from Brachypodium distachyon (stiff brome), 5389 nucleotides. RefSeq lists its product as uncharacterized. The transcript is spliced from 10 exons. Lineage: Eukaryota; Viridiplantae; Streptophyta; Magnoliopsida; Poales; Poaceae. The record is from RefSeq and is a predicted model, not a curated record. Bases 94 to 5145 code for a protein of 1683 amino acids. Gene Ontology annotation, molecular function: protein binding.
CCUCUCCCCGACUGCGCCCCCUCCAAACCUCCCCACCCAAGAGAGCGAGCUCCCCCGCCCCUAGGGUUUUCCCCGCCGCCGCCGCCGCCGACCAUGGCCGCCUCCCCGGACCGAGCCAAUGACGACCUCCGCCGCCGCCUCGCCGUCGACACGCCGCCACCGCCCCAGAUCGCCAGAGAGAAGCAAGGCCUGGAUACUGACAUGCCCCUUUCUCCUCAGUGGCUUAUGAAGGAGCCCAGUUCACAGGGUACACGCUCAGAUGCUACAAAGACAUCAGGGAAUGGUGAAGACAAGAAAAAGGAUGUCUUCAGAGCUUCUGUGCUUGAUGGUGAAACUGGGCGCCGUGACCGUUGGCGUGAUGACGAACGGGAACCAAAUUCAGGUCUGCGUGAAACAAAUUCAGUCCCUCGGUGGACUCGCUGGAGGGAGACAGACAAGGAACAUGGCGAUACCCGCAAAGUGGAAAAGUGGUCAGAUGACUCCUCCAAGUAUUCUGUGGAUGGCCGUCGUGCUCCGCAGGAACGUUGGGGUGAUAACAGUAACAAGGAGGGCAACUAUGAUCAACGCCGUGAUGGCAAAUGGAGCACGCGUUGGUGUUCCAAUGAUAAGGAGUCUGAAAAUUGGCGUGACAGGUGGGGUGAUUCAGGCAAAGAUGGUGAUUCUUCACGUGAAAAAGGUUUCUCUCAGUUUGUGUCACAUGGAAAGGAUGGCAACAAUCAUGAUAAGGAUACUGAAAAAGAUGAUAAUAUUUCCCGAUCAUGGAAGUCUAGCCAUCCUGUUGGCCGUGGCCGGGGAGAUUCAUCUUAUCAUCCCUUGCAAACUUCACAAAAACCAUCUUCUAUGUAUGGAUAUGGUAGAGGGAAGCCAGACAAUGAGCCCACAGGUUUUACAGGUUCUCGUGGAAAGAUUACACCAGGCACUAGUAGCACAAAUACUGGCAGUACAGGAUCCUCACGUCCAUUCCAUCUUGGUCUACUUUCUGACAGACCAGGUGGUGCAUCGGGGGAUCGCACGGCAUUUAGAUAUAGUAGGAUGAAACUGCUGGACAUAUACCGAACAACUUCACAUGUUACUGACUUCAAGAUGCCUUUUGAUAUUUGUGAGGAAGGGUCUGCAUUUAUGCAAGAAGAAAUUUUGGAGCCUUUAGCAUUAUUUGCUCCUACUGCUGAAGAAGCGACCAUUUUAAAAGCAAUUGACAAAGGGGAAAUCAUAAACAGCGGUGUCUAUCAGGUUUCUAAAGAUGGUUCUGUUGGGAAAAGUAAUCCUGAUGGGGUGCCUUCAAAACAAUCUAAAUUAGGUGGUAGAGAUGAUCAACCUGAAAGUACCGAAGAUUUCAAGGGAGAAAUGGCUGGAACUCUCAGAGGUCCUGGAAAUAUUGAUUUGCCAAUCAGAGGGGAUUCCCUGCGUACAGAGACACCUAGUUAUGUUGUUCCCCAAAGAUCUCGGGUUAUUGGAGACCAUAGGCUUGGACCAACUACUGAAUUUCCGCAGCAAAUACCCAUUGGUUUUGAUCAAGAUAGUAAAGUUGGGAUGGCAGGUGUUGAUGGGUUUGCCAGUCAUAUGCAACCCUACCCUAAUCCAGAGAGUCUUUCUUUAUACUACAAAGAUCCACAAGGUCGUAUUCAAGGCCCUUUUUCUGGUGCUGACAUCAUUGGCUGGUUUGAGGCUAGUUAUUUUGGCAUUGAUUUGCUGGUUCGUGUUGCGAAUGCACCUCCUGAUGCUCCUUUCUUAAUGCUUGGGGAUGUUAUGCCUCACUUACGAGCAAAGGCGAGGCCACCUCCAGGGUUUAGCACCGCAAAACCCAGUGAUGUGCUAAUGCCAGAGACUCCACCUACAGGGAAGUUUGUCAGCUCCAGUAGCGCACAUGGUGGUUCAGCUGGUGUUGGGAUUUUCAACAGCGGACCAGGCAGGAAUGGCGGUGCCGUUGAUGCCCAGAAUCGUUUUCUGGAGUCACUUAUGUCUAAUAGUGUGCACGGUCCUUCAGCUGAAACCAUCUCUAUGACUGGAGGUCUGAAUGAAUAUGGCAGUAGUAACUUCAGCAACACUGCGAUGGCUGGAGGGGAGAGUGCCAACAACAUGAAUUAUUUUUUGGCGCAGCAAAGAUUGUUGGAGAGACAAAAACAGUCACAAAUUCCUGUUCCGUAUUGGUCUGGAGAUGGUAUUCCGGCAGCACAAACACAAACUAAAGCUACAGCUCCAGAACUGUCUUCUCAGCACUCUACACUAUCCAGUUCAAUGGCUGAUCCAUCUCGCCAAGCUCCGCAAUCUCAGAAUAUUGACUUGCUUGCUAUGCUGCAUUCUGCAGAGAAACCUCAAGCACCUGGUACUAAUGCUGGUUUGCCACCAUGGUCAAACUACCCUGAGGCCAGAAAUCUUAAUCCUAAUGUUCGUUUAGAUCUCACUCAAGGGGCUCUUAACAUGCACCAAAAUCUGCAGAAUCCUCAGCAAAUCGCAGCUGCUGUUCAACAACAGAGCUUCAUGUCACAGAACCAGCCUCCGCUAGCUCAUUUGCCGCAUGAGAAAUUGCUUGCUGAGAUAUCUCAAGAUCCACAACUGUUACACAUGUUCCAACAACAGUAUAUGCUGUCACAACUGCAGCUGCAAGCACAGCCACCAGUGACACCUCAACCUCAGCCACAGCCACAACUCUCAAUGCUGGACAAGAUGAUAUUGCUCCAGCAGCAACAGCAACAGCAGCAACAACAGCAACAGCAGCUGCAACAACUACAGCUUGAGCAGCAGCAGAAGUUGUUGAUGCAGCAGCAACAACACCUGCUUCCUCAUGUUGUACCUCAUGGACAUUCCAACCAGCAGCUUGAUGAUCCCUAUGGGUCAAAGCAUAUUUCAUCGCCAGCUGGUGAUUCUAUGAAUCUUGGUGUUCGAAAAAUGCAAGACGUUCUUGAAGUUGAUCGGAUUUUGACUGCCCAUGGUACACAGCAGGGGCAACAAUCUAGUCAGCCAUUGAUGAGGGGUAUAGAUGGUGUUGGUUUAUCACAAAACACUGUACCUACCAUACCAUUGCCCCAUGAAAUUUUUGUGGGCGCACCUUCAAAAGAAUGGUAUCCCCAAGGAAUAGAUCAAGCUGAAAUUAAGCCUAUUUUGGGUUCCAGAUCUACUGAUAUCAGCAGUUCAGCUCUUACUGAAACUAAGGUUUUUCCUGAGACACCAGUAGAUCCAAAAUCUGAAAUCGUGUCGUCUCAUAUAUCCGAUCGCGUAAAGGAAAUGAACAUUUCCUCAGAAAAUACCCUUGAUGCAGUUGAGCUAACUACGACAACUGAAGUAAAAGUUCCUGAUACACAGGAGACGAAGAAAGCAGAAAAGAAAAAGAAGCAGAAGAAGAAACAGGCAGCCGUAGAUGUUGGCAAAGGAGCUCCAAAGACAGUUCCCCAACAGCCAAGGCAAGAAGCUGAAGUUGAUGGUUCAAACCAGGGUGUUACGAAGCAUGAUUUACCAGACGAUACAGAGGAUCUCUUUUGGGGUUCCCCGGUCAGAGGCGAGAACUCUUCUAGAUCUGUUGGUCCUCCGCUGGGCUUUGAAUCAUCAGUGGUUUUGCCUCCCAAAAGUCUUCCUGAGGAAUAUGAUGUUACCAGAGCUGAAUGGGAACCUAGUGCUCUAUCAUCUGACCUUCAUGGUGCAGCAAGCCACAAAGGUUGGAAACCUACCCAAGGACCUAGGCCAAAAUCACUUCUGGAAAUUCAAGCUGAGGAACAAUUAAGAGCACAAAGGGUAGCUGUGGAAAAUGCGAAGUUGGCCGUGCAAGCGACUUCUGUGCCAUCAGUUCCUUGGAAUACCAUGCCAACACCAUCAGAGCAACAGUUUGGGGGUGCAGGAAAAUCACUAGGUGGCCAGGAAAGUAUUGCUGACUCCAGGAAUAAGAGAAGCCAGUUGCAUGAUUUAUUGGCAGAAGAAGUUUUGGCAAUGUCUAGUAAUGCAGACAAUGAGAACAUUGGUAACGCUAAUGAUGUGUCUUUUCCUCCUCUGUCUCCAGCUGCUGUUCAGCCUGAUGCUCCUGCUUUUGAUGAUACUGACUUCAUUGAGGCCAAGGACUCCAAAAAGAACAAGAAAAAGGGAUCAAAGUCAAAAGGGUCUGCAGUCAAAGCCCCAUUACCUAUUGCUUCCACUGAUUCAUCAGCUUUCCCUGUACCCACUGAAAAGGGAAAAUCUUCAAAGCAAGCACAACAAGAGAAGGAAAUUCUACCAGCUCCACCAAGUGGUCCAUCCUUUGGAGAUUUUGUUCACUGGAAGACUGACCAGACAAAUUUUGUGCCUGCGCCAGCUUGGUCUAAUGACUCUGCAAAGGUGCAGAAACCUUUGUCUUUGAGAGAUAUUCAGAGAGAGGAACAAAGGAGAUCAGGUAUUGUCCAGCAACAACCGCCCUCACCAACUCCAGCAAAGGUGUCUACGAACCAAAGGAAUCCUGGCAAUGUUCCUUCCAGGCAAGCCUCUGGUUCUUCUCCAUCAAAGGCAGCUCCUGUCCAGACGACUUCCAAUGCUUCCAACCGUGCCAAGUCAAAUGCCGAAGAUGAUCUGUUUUGGGGCCCUUCUGAUCACUCCAAACAAGAUAACAAGCAGUCAGAAUUCCCAAGUCUGUCAAGUCAGAGUAAAAGCUCCAUAACUAAAGAUCAGUCUGCAUUGAACCGUCAAAAGUCCCAAGCCAGCAAGUUGCCAGUUUCGACAGCUCCUACAGUUAACCACACUGGGAAAGGGAAAACGGAGGCAGGAAGCAAGCAAACAGAGGCUAUGGACUUUAGGGAUUGGUGCGACAGUGAGUGGUCCAGGCUCACUGGAAACAAUGAUAUAAGUUUCCUCGAGUUCUGCAUAAAGCAAUCGACUGUCGAAGCAGAAAUGCUUCUCCGGGAGAAUGUUGGCUCUCUUGACCACAAUGGCCAGUUCAUCGACAGGUUCCUUAACUACAAGGCCUUUCUGUCCGCAGAGGUGAUUGAGAUGGCAUUCAGAGCCCCAAGCACCCGUGGCCCUCGUGCGAACCUGGCUUCCGCAGCCAAGGGAGGCCCAAGCGCUGAGGCGGAGCAGGACGCCGGAGGGAAGAAGAAAGGCAAGAAGGGGAAGAAGGUGAGCGCAGCAGUCUUAGGAUUCAACGUAGUCAGCAACCGCAUCAUGAUGGGUGAGAUCCAGAACGUGGAUUAGAGGAUAGGGUCGGCAUACAGUGGCACCGCGCUGUACAUACUUUUGGCGCGCUUGGAUAGACUGUUUUGACCUGUUGCAAUGGCAACUGAGGUUUAUGAGGUGGUUUUCGUCUCUCCUGUUGUGAGAGGGCGCGUUUCAUUGCCCGAAUUUUUUGGGUUCCUUGUAACUGACAGCACAGAUUUUGUUCCCCCAUAGAACUUUACACCAGAUGAUCAAGGACCUCAGUCUUAGUUUUGUUUGAUCA